Pocillopora meandrina is the source of this 324-nucleotide messenger RNA. NCBI's taxonomy places the organism in Eukaryota, Metazoa, Cnidaria, Anthozoa, Scleractinia, Pocilloporidae. The record is from the annotation of a GenBank genome assembly.
AUGGAUGUAGCUUUAAAAAGCCCCGAAAAAUGCCAUUUUUUUGGAUCAUUCGACGAAACACGUGGUAGUGAAGAACUUCCAACAACCUUCCAUGUGAGUGUGACGUCACACCCGUUCCACGACGCCGAGGAGAGAGGUCAAUUUGACAGAAGUGAACAGAACUUAGUAACGCAGCUCUUUCCAGAAUUUUUUAUCCGACAUAGCUCAUCGGAUGUUGCCCCUGAAAGUUGGAAGAUCGUAAUGUGUGGUAACCGGAGACUGGACUACAGACGUAACGACCCACUUAUCCAGUCCUGGCUCAACAUGUACGGCUGUAACCAUUAA